Messenger RNA from Poeciliopsis prolifica (blackstripe livebearer), 519 nucleotides. Its product is annotated as cyclin-dependent kinase inhibitor 1-like. The record is from RefSeq and is a predicted model, not a curated record. Gene Ontology annotation, biological process: regulation of cell cycle. Gene Ontology annotation, cellular component: nucleus. The transcript is spliced from 2 exons. Lineage: Eukaryota; Metazoa; Chordata; Actinopteri; Cyprinodontiformes; Poeciliidae. Gene Ontology annotation, molecular function: cyclin-dependent protein serine/threonine kinase inhibitor activity. Bases 1 to 519 code for a protein of 172 amino acids.
AUGAAUAUCAGAUGCAGAGAGUCUGUUUGCAGGAACCUCUUUGGUCCAGUGGACCACGACCAGCUGCAGCAAGACUUACAGCUGAAACUGAAGGAGAUGAUGUCGCAGGACAGCCAGCGUUGGAACUACAACUUCCAAUCUGAGAAGCCACAGCUUGGCAGAUUUCAGUGGGAGGAAAUACCUGCAGGUCAUGCUGCCUCUUUCUAUCAGGAAUCCCCACAGCCAGUGGUUGAAGUUAAUUCUCCAAGAACUGAGGACGAUGGCACUGAAAGCAACAUUGAUGAACACCUUGGCACAAACCAAGAGAACUAUUUAAGUGUGUCCAACACACUGAAGCGUCCUGGUGAAACAAUGCCUACAAGAAGGAAGCGGUCACUCUCCAAACCUGUAGCAAAGUCCAAUGAUGCAAGAAUUACAGAUUACUUUGCAACAAGAAGACGGUCAGUAAAAGCUAAGAUCAUGGUCAGUCUUUUUCACACCAAUUUCAACAAGGAAACUCAGUGCCAGACAAUAAGAUGA